AUGCCUAAAAAAUCGACUCAUUUUGGCUACGGAGCUCUUUUGCUCAUCGCGUUCAUUUUAACAAUUGUUGCAUUAUUUACACCGGGAUGGCGAAGUUAUAAAGGCUCCGGUGCUCCCGAUCUCGGGCUUGUUACGAGAUAUUGCGGAGAUGGAAAUCGACAAGUCAACGAAUUCGAUUGCCGAGCAUGGCAUAAGAGUCAGCUUCCAUUCGAAAAAGCUACACUGGGAUUGGUCGUCAUGGCAUUGAUCUUCGAAUUCUUUUCGAUUUGCUGCUUCUUCGGUUUGUUCUCAUCUCGAGCUCAACUCGGCGUUCCCGCCUUGUCGACAACAUUUUUGGCAUUCGUUUGCAUGCUAAUCGCCAUCAUUGUGUACGGUGUUCGAAUGCAGUAUAAAAUUGCUUACCUUCAAUCAACGACUUUUGAGCUUCUGGCCAAUGUAUAUUUGGGAUACUCCUAUUGGCUCGCCGUUAUCGCCGCAAUUUUCCUUUUCUUCGCCACCGGAGUAACCAGCGGCUUCUUGAAAAAACAAGGCGAAACACAUUUACAUUAA
Caenorhabditis bovis is the source of this 549-nucleotide messenger RNA. Lineage: Eukaryota; Metazoa; Nematoda; Chromadorea; Rhabditida; Rhabditidae. The record is from the annotation of a GenBank genome assembly.